Molecule: messenger RNA, 6054 nt
Organism: Loxodonta africana (African savanna elephant)
Lineage: Eukaryota; Metazoa; Chordata; Mammalia; Proboscidea; Elephantidae
Gene: ASAP3
Product: ArfGAP with SH3 domain, ankyrin repeat and PH domain 3
Exons: 25
Coding region: 1-2715 (904 amino acids)
Biological process (GO): regulation of stress fiber assembly; positive regulation of GTPase activity; cell migration
Cellular component (GO): ruffle; focal adhesion; intracellular membrane-bounded organelle
Molecular function (GO): GTPase activator activity; protein binding
Source: RefSeq, a predicted model, not a curated record
AUGCCCGAGCAGCUCAGCGUCGCCGAGUUCCUGGCCAUCACCGCGGAGGACCUCAGCUCUCCGGCCGGGGCUGUGGCCUUCGCCGCUAAGAUGCCCCGGUGCCGGGGGGCGGCGCUGGCGCGGGAGGAGAGCCUGGAAGGAGACCAAGCCAUCCUGCAGAGAAUAAAGAAGUCCGUGCGGGCAAUUCAUAGCUCUGGCCUCGGCCAUGUGGAGAAUGAGGAACAGUAUCGAGAGGCUGUGGAGUCCUUGGGCAACAGCCACUUGUCCCAAAACAGCCACGAGCUGUCCACGGGCUUCCUGAACUUGGCCGUGUUCACUCGCGAGGUGGCUGCACUUUUCAAGAACCUGGUUCAGAACCUGAACAACAUUGUCUCUUUCCCCCUGGACAGCCUAUUGAAAGGGCAACUGAGGGACGGGCGACAGGAUUCAAAAAAGCAGCUGGACAAGGCAUGGAAGGACUACGAAGCCAAAACGGCCAGGCUGGAGAAGGAGAGGGAUCGGGCCAGGGCGACAGGAGGGAGCCCUGGGGAAGUGGCCCAGGACACUCAGAGAGAACGGCGCAUCUUCCAGCUGUACAUGUGUGAGUAUCUGCUCAAAGCUGGGGAGAGCCAGGUGAAGCAAGGUCCUGAUUUUCUGCAGAGCCUCGUCAAGUUCUUCCACGCCCAGCACAACUUUUUCCAAGAUGGCUGGAAAGCUGCUCAGAGCUUGUCUCCCUUCAUUGAGAAGUUGGCAGCCUCAGUACACACACUGCGCCAAGCCCAGGAGGAGGAGUUGCAGAAGCUGACCCAGCUCCGGGACUCCCUCCGGGGGACACUACAGCUCCAGAACAGAGAGGAGACUGUGGGCCGGAAGAACUCAGGAGGUGGCUACAGCAUCCACCAGCACCAGGGCAACAAGCAGUUUGGGACAGAGAAGGUGGGCUUUCUGUACAAGAAAAGUGAUGGAAUUCGAAGAGUCUGGCAGAAGAGGAAGUGCGGGGUCAAGUAUGGCUGCCUGACCAUCUCACACAGCACGAUAAAUCGGCCUCCAGUGAAGCUGACCCUGCUGACGUGCCAAGUGAGGCCAAACCCCGAGGAGAAGAAGUGCUUCGACCUGGUGACCCACAACCGGACGUACCACUUCCAGACGGAGGACGAACAUGAGUGUGAGGCGUGGGUGUCAGUGCUGCAGAACAGCAAGGAUGAAGCCUUGAGCAGCGCCUUCCUCGGAGAGCCGAGCAGUGGCCCAGGGCCCUGUGGGGGUGCUGGGCUGGAUGGGGAACCCCGGGACCUCACAAAGUUGCUGAUUGCCGAGGUGAAGAGCAGGCCUGGGAAUGGCCAGUGCUGCGACUGCGGGGCUCCAGACCCCACGUGGCUUAGCACCAACCUGGGCGUGCUCACCUGCAUCCAGUGCUCUGGUGUCCACCGCGAGCUGGGCGUGCGCUUCUCACGCAUGCAGUCCCUCACCUUGGACCUGCUGGGCCCCUCUGAGUUGCUGUUGGCCUUGAACAUUGGCAACACUCACUUCAAUGAGAUCAUGGAGGCCCAGCUACCCUCGCAUGGCGGCUCUAAACCUUCAGCUGAGAGUGACAUGAGCCCCCGAAGGGAUUAUAUUGUGGCCAAGUAUGUGGAACAUAGGUUUGCCCGCCGGUCCACUCUCGAGCCUCAGAGACUCUGGACAGCCAUUUACAACCGGGACCUUCUGUCAGUACUGGAAGCCUUUGCUAAUGGUCAAGACUUUGGACAGACACUGCCUGGGCCAGACGGACAGGCACCUGGAGAGCUCGCCCUGCACUUGGCUGUCAGAGUUGCCAACCAGGCCUCCCUGCCUCUGGUGGAUUUCAUCAUCCAAAAUGGCGGUCACCUGGAUGCCAAAGCCCCUGAUGGGAACACUGCUCUGCACUAUGCUGCCCUCCACAACCAGCCCGACUGCCUCAAGCUGCUACUGAAAGGGAGAGCUUCAGUUAGCGCAGUGAAUGAGGCAGGAGAGACGGCUCUGGACGUGGCCAGGAAGAAGCAGCACAAGGAGUGCCAGGAGCUGCUGGAGCAGGCCCAGGCUGGGACCCUCACUUUCCCUCUGCACGUGGACUACUCCUGGGGAAUUUCCGUGGAGCCUGGCUCUGACAGUGAGGAGGACGAAGAAGAGAAGCGCUACCCUCUGAAGCUCCCAGCCCAGGCACGCUGGAGCAGUGGGAGACAGGACAUCAGCAACAAGACCUAUGAGGCCAUUGCCAGCCUGGGAUCAGCCACCCCUCGGAGCCAGAAUGAGGAUUUCCCCCCACCCUUGCCUGUCAAAAACCCUUCUCGGACCAUGGUCCAGGGGCGUGUGGGACAUGCCAGUGGAGAUUGUUCUGAAGCCCCCAGCCUGAGCUCGGAGCCCCCUGGGACCCCUGAGAGCCUGAGAAGCCCAGCCUCCUCCUCCUCCAGCCUGACAAGCCCUGUGGAGCCUGGGGGUCCCAGCCAAGCCCUGCCUGGCUCUGAGGAAAGCCUCCAGGAGCCCCUGGGCACCACUCGACCCAGCCUGCUGCCUGGGAACACUCCUGCGGAGAUGUAUCCCCCUGUCAGGUUCAGCUCUGAGAGCACUCGUUCCUAUCGGCGUGGAGGGCGGAACCUGGAAGACAGUCCCUCAGCCCGGCGGCCACUGCCCAGAAGGAACAUGCCGGUCGGCUUCACUGAAGGAGAUGGCUCAAGGACUGGGGUUCUUCCAGCAAGUUCUGUGCAACUUUUACAAGACUAGCUCCUUGCUGGCACCUGCAUGCCUGAACCACCCCCAUGCUGGACCCCACCAUUCAGAGCUGGGACUUGAGGCCACAAGAUAAGGGAACUGGGUCUCACUCUCUCGGCCCCUUGUGCCUCUGUGGCUGGCCUUCCUCCCUCCCAUGGGCUCAUGCCCCUGCCAAGGACACUGGGCCUUCCAUGUAAGGGGUGAUGACAGUUUUCUCCCUUUAUCCCAUUACUGGCCUUCCCCAGGGGCCAGGGAGCCCUAUGGCCAGGUCUGAGUACUCCUGAGUUCACUUCAGCUGCAGAAACCAACUCCCUCAUCAGACCAGAGCUGCGUUUCUUCCAUCAGCCUAGGGGCUCCACAAGGUAUAACCAGCCCUCCUUUUUCAUUUUCCAUAUCCAGACUAAGGACUCUACCAGACUAGGGACUGACUUCUCAGCAAUUUAUUAGUCCAGUAUGUGUUUACUGAGUUCCAGCUGUAUGUCCAGGGCUGUACUAGGCACAGCAGAUGCAACAAUGAGUAAGACAAGGGUCCUACAGGUGUGCUCCGUUGCUGGGAGGCUGGUCCCAGAGUUGAGCUUGGGAAUGGGUAGGGCUAGACUACAGAGGAUGGUUCUGGGCUUAGGGGCAGGGCACACAAUGAGCUGGCUUAUACCAUUUCCCAAUAGCAGUUGUCUAUAGCCCAUAUCAGUUCUGUUUGGUCCACCACAGUCCAUGUUGUUAUUGUUGUUUUUGUAGUAGCUAUUUCAACUCAUGGCAAACUCGUGUGCAGGGUAGAAUUGCUCCGUAGGGUUUUCAAGGCUGUGACCUUUCUGGAGCAGAUUGCCAGGUUUGUCUUCCAAGGUACCUCAGGGUGGGUUCGAACCGCCAACCUUGCAGCUAGUAGACAAGCAUUUAACUGGUUGCACCACUCAGUUGCCUUCUAGCCCAUGCUGGCUAUUAAAUAUUCUGAAUAUCACUCUUGUUGAGGAAUAAUAACCAACCAUCCUGGGACCUCUUUGUACCAUAUUCCCCAGCUAGGAAGUAGGGUGGAACUCACCCCCAUUUGCCCACUCCUUGAUUUAGUGGGAGAAAAGGACUGGUCUUCUCACUUCUCUCCCCUUUCUCUUGGUCAACUCAGGAGCCUUCCAGUCUAGGGUGAGGAAGGGCCAAGAAGGGAGAAAGGAGAAUGAUAGAAAUGGGAGAGCAGAGACUGCUCCCCAUGCCAGAAAUUCCAUUACGGCCACUGCUUUAGGUCCUAUUAGAAAGCAGAUACUAACACCUCAGCUCAGGCCUUGGUAGGUAUGGGCCUGGCCAAGCAAGAGAGGCCAGUUGAUGCCAAUGGCCAACACAGCCGAGCUGUUUCCAGGGUACACCUGACCAAUCCGUGGUUCCACAGAAACAGGGUUGUCUUCUGAACCCCCAGCGUCUUGUUUAUCUCAGGCUUGUUAUUUCACUCACCUCUAGUAAAUAAUUUUCUUGGGGGCCAAACCCAAAACUCAUUGCUGUUGGGUCGAUUCCGACUCCUAGCAACCCUAUAGGACAGAGUAGAACUGCCCCAUAGGGUUUUCAAGGCUGUAACUCUUUACAGAAGCAGACUGCCACAUCUUUCUCCCUCGGAGUGGCUGGUGGGUUCGAACCACCAACCUUUCAGUUACCAGCCAAGUGCCUUAACCACUGCUCCACCAGGGAUCCUUUUUCUUGGUGGGGGGAGGUAAAUUGCAGUGCUUCCAUUUAUAUUGUCUGAAGAGCAGUUAGGGAAAGGGAGGAAAUCGUAGGACUUGGAAUUCUUUCUCUGGACUAAGCAAGAGAGUUGUUUCCAACCGGGGAUGAUCUUGCCCCAAGGAAUAUUUGGCAAUAUCUGGAGACAUUUUUGAUUGUCACAACUGGGAGUGUGACUGGUAUCUAGAGGGUAGAGGCCAGGGAUGCAGCUAAACAUCCUAUAAUGUACAGGACAGCCGCCACAACACAGAAUUAUCUAGCCCAAAUAGUUCUGAGGUUGAGAAACCCUGGUGUAGAGGAAAGAGCACUGGACCAAGAGUCAAGACCUGUGGUUCUAGCUCUACCACGGUUCCUGCCUCAGUUUGAUUUCCCCUGAGACAAGGAUUUGGGGGCAAGCAGUUUAUUUGGGAAGUGAUCCUAGGAAGUAUAAUGAGGGAGCAGGGAGGUGUCUUAGUUACCUAGUGCUGCCAUAACAAAAAAAAUACCACGAGUGGGUAACAUUAAAGAACAGAAACCUAUUUUAGAGGUGAGAAGUCCAAAUCAGGACACCGGUUCUAGGGGAGGGUCCUUCCUUGUCAAUAGUCACAGGUGUCCCUUAGGAUUCCUUGGCUUAUAGACAGUUCCUUAUAUGAUCUCCUCCCCAUAUGUAUGUCUCUCUCUGUCUCCCUUUAUACAAGACACCACACAGAAGUGAUUAGGUUUAGGACCUGCCCUACUCCAAUAUGGCCUCAUUAACAUAACAAAAGAAACCACUAUUUCCAAACAGGGUCAGGAGUUAGGACUUCAACAUAACUUUUUGAGGAACACAAUUCAAUCCAUAACGGGAAGGAAAACAAAGUCAAAAGCAGUAGAAGAUGUGUUGAGGAGGGAGUUAUCACUGUGGGCACCUAGGGCUUAGUUUUUGGGGGACCCAUUAAUGACCGUAUUGAUUAGACCAUGCCUUCAAGGUGUCCAUCUAGUGUGAAGAAACUGGGUCCUUAUCACUGACUCUGAACCUUGGUUGGGGGCCUGUGAUAGUUUUAUGUGUCAACUUGGCUAGGCUAUAAAUAGCCUCAGUUAUUUAAUCAAACACUAAUCUAGGUGUUACCUGUGAAGAUAUUUUGUAGAUGUGGUUAAUAUCCACAAUCAGUUGACUGGAAGUAAAGAAGAGUACCCUAGAUAGUGUGGGUGGGCCUCAUCCGAUCAGUUGAAAGCUUUAAGUGGAAAAACUGAGGUUUCCCAAAGAAGAAAUUCUGCCUCAAGACUGCAGCAUCAACUCCUGCUUGAGUUUCCAACUUGCUGGCCUGUCCUACAGAUUUCAGACUUGCAGUUCCCACAAUUGCAUAAGCCAAUUAUACUUGAAAUAAAUCUCUUUAUAUCUCCCGUUGAUUCUGUUUCUCUGGAGAACCCUGACUGAUAAAGAGUCCUUACUGUGGCGUUAUUUCUCAAGCUCUCCCAACCUGCCCUAAAGCCCUCAACGAGAGAUGGGGAGCUGUCCGAGGUGUGUCCAGGAAUUAUCUGCAGGUGAACUCCAGGGUGGGCAGGUAGGCAGAGGGGGAUACGGUGGGUACCUAGAGUGUCCUAUACUGUCAAGCAAUGCAACACUGAGCAGCUUAUCACCCUCUCUGGGCAUCACCCUUUCUUUACAAUGAAGAGGUUAGAUUCAGUGUUUUG